Molecule: messenger RNA, 2055 nt
Organism: Conger conger (European conger)
Lineage: Eukaryota; Metazoa; Chordata; Actinopteri; Anguilliformes; Congridae
Product: carbohydrate sulfotransferase 1-like
Exons: 2
Coding region: 408-1670 (420 amino acids)
Biological process (GO): N-acetylglucosamine metabolic process; carbohydrate metabolic process; keratan sulfate proteoglycan metabolic process
Cellular component (GO): Golgi membrane
Molecular function (GO): keratan sulfotransferase activity; N-acetylglucosamine 6-O-sulfotransferase activity
Source: RefSeq, a predicted model, not a curated record
CUGGUCCACACUUAUAAUACCUCAUAGAACACCACCACGCAUUACUUAAAAUCUGGAGUGUUCGGCGGCCGUUGCGCCUGGCAUAACGUCUUCUUUCCACACAUUCGAAUUCGCUCUUUAUUCCACGUUUAUAUAUAAAUAUGACUACAGUUGCAUCCCUCUGAUUUAUUGCGUGGGGAUAUUUUCUUGCUUCCCUGUCCGUCACUCCGAUGGCAGAGGAGAGGAAUCAGGACAGAUGCCGCCAGUGGAUAUUUCUUUUAGAGGAAAUGGGACCAAACCUUUGUGACUACAACUACUGUCCUGAACUACCAAUCUGCGGUCAUUUUAUACGAUUCUCUCCGUUACAAAUUGGUCACUAAGAUAAUGAUCAAAACUGACAGCAAGUGUCUAAAUGAAGUUGUCCAACCAUGAAUUGUUCCUGGAAGGCUGUGAUUCUGCUAGCCUUGGCAUCCAUAGCAAUCCAGUACACAGCAAUCAGAACACUGACAGGCAAGCCCUUUCAGCUUUGCCCCGUCCCCAGCCCCAUGAACUGCAGCGUGGGGGCCGACACAGAGCCCUUCGACCGGACCUGUGACGAGGGCCCCUCCUUUCCGUACAACGCCUCUAGGAAGACCCACAUUCUCAUUCUGGCCACCACGCGUAGCGGCUCCUCUUUUGUGGGGCAGCUGUUCAACCAGCACUCGGAUGUUUUCUACUUAUUUGAGCCGCUCUACCACGUGCAGACCACCCUCGUCCCCCGGCUCUCGCACAGCAGGAACGUCGCCGAGCGGAGGGUGAUGCUGGGGGCCAGUCGGGACCUCCUGAGGAGCCUGUGUGACUGCGACCUCUACUUCUUGGAGAGCUACAUCAAGCCACAGCCGGUGAAUCACACCACGGACAAGCUGUUCCGUCGGGGGGCCAGCAAGGCGCUAUGCUCGCCCCCGGUGUGCGACGCCUUCGGACCCGCCGAGGUCAACAUCGAGGAGGGCGACUGCGUCAAGAAAUGUGCUUCGCUCAACAUGACCCUGGCCGUCGACUCCUGCCGGGAGCGCCGCUACAUCGCCCUCAAGACGGUGCGGGUCCCGGAGAUCGGCGACCUCCGGGUCCUGGUGGAGGACCCCCGGCUCAACCUGAAGAUCAUCCAGCUGGUUCGCGACCCUCGCGGGAUCCUGUCCUCCAGGAUGGAGACCUUCCGGGAUGCCUUCCGGCUGUGGAGGAUCUGGAGGGCCACCGGCAGGAAGCCGUACAACCUGGACCUGUCCCAGCUGAAGGUGGUGUGUGAGGACUUCCUCAACUCCGUCUCCACAGGCCUGAGCAGGCCUCACUGGCUGAAGGGGAAGUACAUGUUGGUGAGAUACGAGGAUGUGGCCAGGAACCCUCUCCAAAAGACCAAGGAUAUUUUCGAGUUCCUGGGGAUGUCACUGGACCAGAAUGUGGUCAAAUGGAUAAAGAGAAACACUCGGGGGAGUAAGGAGCUGUCCGCCAAGCACAAGUAUGGCACCGUGAGGGACUCAGCGGCUAAUGCCGAGAGCUGGAGGUUGAAACUGUCGUUUGAAAUUGUCGACUACACUCAGAACGUCUGUCAGCAGGUCCUCCACCAGCUGGGGUACAAGGCCGUCAACUCAUCCGAGGAACUGAAGAACAUGUCGCUCACGCUCAUUGAAGACAGAACUUUUGUACCUUUUUUGUAACGAAAGUGGUCGUGGAUGCCUAUUUUUGAUAUGUUUAUAAAUGUUGCCUUAAUGUAUUUCAGAUUUGCACUAAAGUUCCAAAACCCUUGAUGAAAACUGAGCGGUAUCCUUGUUCCUAGAGAAUCAGCACAACGAUGCUAGAUGCAGAUCAGUUUUGAUCCACUGUAUCGAGAACAAGUUUUGCUUCAGGAAUAGGAGGGAACCUUAAAGCUUAGUGUUUCUUGAGGUCACCGUAUGCUGGCUGUUGCAUUGACAAAAUUGAAUGUUGCCAUUUGUCUAUAUGAUGCAAUUGGACCCACAAUAUAAUUGAAAAAUAUAUUUAACACCUGUGGUUGAAAUACUGAACUGUGUGAGAGCAAGUGUGCAAUAAAAAGUGAAUACUGCA